Messenger RNA from Symbiodinium sp. CCMP2592, 300 nucleotides. Lineage: Eukaryota; Dinophyceae; Suessiales; Symbiodiniaceae. The record is from the annotation of a GenBank genome assembly.
AUGAGUGUAGAUCCAUGGCGGACCUGGUUGGCCAUGCAGCCAUUGCUGCAUCCGGACCACGAGGAGACGAGGAGCAGCGAUCACAGGAGUAAGAACUACUAUGACAAGAAGAAGCACAGUGGCACGAAGAACAAAGACAACCAGAAGAAGGCCGUCAUGAAGAAGGACACUCCCUCAGCGGCGGACAUUUCAGCGGCAAAGGAGGCUGCAGCGGCUUGGUUGGCUCGGCGGUCGGCGAAGUCGGUGGCAAAGGAGGCUGCAGCGGCAUGGUUGGCUGGGCGGUCGGUAAAGUCCAAGUAG